CAUACAUUAUGUGUUAGUUAAUAUAUUUACCUCUUCACAGUCAAAGUUAAGAAAUGGCUAAUACAUCAAACAAUGAGCUAACGAUUAACGUUGUUGGAAUAUCUUUAGAAGACCGCGAUGAAAUUGAGAAAAUAAUCGAAGGACAAGUUAACAUUAUUAACAACAUUAAUGAAGAGGAUUUUAAGGUUCUUAUAGAGGAAAUGAAGUUAAAUUAUCGUACAUGUUGUGAAGGUGUAAGAAUAUCUGACUUAAAUUGGGAAUAUUUCGACGAAAUUUUUCGAGUUAUAAAUAAUAAUCUGACUAACAGUAAAUAUCCAUCGGAACUAAAAUACAUCAAAAUUUUGGAAAUAAACAAAGAAAGACACCAAUAUAAAUAUAAAAUUAAUACUUAUAUUUAUAAUUAUGUAAUUACCCACAAGCUGAUGAAAUAUAUUAAUGAUGAUCAACAAUAUUUUAGAAAACCUCAUGUAUCAGUUUGGAUUAAUAUGAGUAUUUGUUUAAUAGAUUACAUUACGUUUGUAAAAAAUGAACAAAAAGAAAAGUAUGUAAUCAGUUUGAAAAUUAAAAUCAAGGAGCCCGUUGUAUGUGACGCAAAGCUGUUUUUCAAAAAACUUAUCAAUUUUAAUAGAGUUCCAAAAUGUUUGCUUAAAAUAAUAUUUUCAUAUUUCAAUGAUUGGACGUAUAUUACAGAUAUGCGUGAUGAGAGGGUUAAAAAAAUAACUGAAACGCUUAUACCAUACCCAGAGUGUAUAAAAGAUAUGCUUUUUGCUUUAUAUGUUAGUGACAUGAAGACAGUUGCUAAAAAAUUUGCAUACAUUACUGAUACUAUGUUAGUUUACAGUGAUUCGGAUAUAAAAACUCUAGAAAAAAAAGUUAACGAAGAUUUAAAAAACAUUCACAAGUGGAUUGUAGACAAUGAGCUAGGUAACUUAAUUGAAAUGGAAUAUUUACUGCAUAAUUCUUUCAACUGCAAUUCAACGAAUCAAGAUAUACAUCUUGAUUUGAGAAAUGAAAAUAUUGUAAAAAAAGAUUUUACACAGUUCCUUGGAGUGAAAGUUGACGACAAAUUAAAUUUUGAAGAACACUCGAAGAACAUUACUCAUAAAAUUCAAUUCUGGAAGAUUCAAAAAUUCAUUUUUCAAAAUGACAUCACCUCCUACAAAACUAGAAGUCUGUGCUUAUUAAUUCAACAUAUUAAAAAAUAUAAUUUGACAGUAAUGUCAGAUACUUCAAAUAGAAAGGAUCCAAUUUUGAUGGCCCAAUAUUUAUAUGAAAAUGAAAUACCAGAUGAUAAGAAGAAUAAUGAUGAUGAAUUUGAAAAAUUCGUCAAGGACAAUAUUAAAAAACUUACUGAUAGUUUAAAACGUUUCUUUAUUUAGUUUACAUCAAAGUA
Messenger RNA from Aethina tumida (small hive beetle), 1393 nucleotides. RefSeq lists its product as uncharacterized. The coding region runs from base 54 to 1379 and encodes 441 amino acids. The transcript has 2 exons. The record is from RefSeq and is a predicted model, not a curated record. NCBI's taxonomy places the organism in Eukaryota, Metazoa, Arthropoda, Insecta, Coleoptera, Nitidulidae.